Molecule: messenger RNA, 3383 nt
Organism: Esox lucius (northern pike)
Lineage: Eukaryota; Metazoa; Chordata; Actinopteri; Esociformes; Esocidae
Gene: hps1
Product: HPS1 biogenesis of lysosomal organelles complex 3 subunit 1
Exons: 18
Coding region: 444-2528 (694 amino acids)
Biological process (GO): vesicle-mediated transport; melanosome assembly
Cellular component (GO): BLOC-3 complex
Molecular function (GO): guanyl-nucleotide exchange factor activity
Source: RefSeq, a predicted model, not a curated record
UGUGUCUGAAUCAUGUGCUUCAGUCUAGCUUCGGCACAUGACUUUACCGCCUCAAUAACUACCCCUUAUGAAAGGAUUACCCUUUCACCGUCUGGGAACCUACGUCAAAAAACUAAACACUACUGUUAAUUGUACUUCACAGACAAUGCCUGGAUGGAAAGGGAAAAUAAUCAUAGACCAUUUAGAGAUCACUUAACCGGGAACAUAGCUUCCGUAGAAGUCACAUGAUUCCACUCCAAGUUGCAUCACGGAAGCAAGUUGACACACCGAUACAGUAGCGGAGCAGAGAAAUGUUUCAAAACUUUCAUAGUGUCAUAGUUCGCCUUUAAAGCUUUGCUUUUCGAACGUAGAGAUGCUGUAUUUUGACCAUCUGAUUGAUCUGACGCAAGUGACAGAGGGGUAAUAAUGGAGAACUUCUAGGCUACUGCUGGUAAGAUCCCACUAUGAAGUGUCUGCUGAUAGCCAGUGAGAGCGCUGAGGUCCUCUUCUACUGGACCGACCCAGAGUUUGAACAGAACAUCCAGGAGCAGUAUGGAGCUUCCCAGGAAGAGGGGGAGAAGCCCCCAGCGUUUGAGGACUGCAUCAACACCUUGUUUGCCCCCAUCAUCAUCUCCUGCAGCACCAUGGUGGACAGACUGGGAGACGGGUACACAUCCUUCAGCACCGAGAACAACCACAGCUAUGUACUACACCAGUUUGAGGAAUGUCUGUACAUCGCUGUGAAUGGAGAUGGAGAAGAGGGAGAGGAGGACCUGAGGAGGAAGAUCUAUGUGAUGAAGAAGAUGAUUGAGGUUCUUUUUGGCGUGGUCACCCUGAGUAGCCCCCUGCUCAGGAAAGAACUCCGUCCUCAGGACACAGAGCAGAGAACCAGACUGUGGAAACAUCUACAGAGCCUCCUGGAGACUUACAGCCGCCUCAAAGAGCAGGACCAGAGCUUCCUUGUGGAGGCAGUAGAGAGGUUGAUCCAUCCUACUCUAUGUGAACAGUGUAUUGAGUUUCUAGAGCGCUCUUUGGUUCAGCAAAUCAACAGUAGUGUUGAGAGAGCAGGUGAAGAGGUCCUCCACGCAUUCAUACUGGUGCACACCAAACUACUAGCCUUCUAUUCCAGUCGGAACGCCAGUACCCUCACCUCAUCGGAUCUGCUGGCUCUCAUAAUCAUGGUGCAGAAUAUGUAUCCUAGCAACAUCGACCUGGAGGAUUGUGCUCCCGAGGAUGUGGAGAACACUUCAGCCCCUGAUAUUUUCUACACCCCAGAGCCCUCACCUACCAACAGGGACUCAGGGACUGAUGGAGACUCUGUUAGUUCAGGGAGGUAUGAGGAGAGCAGGCCUGAAGAGGGGAGUCACGGUGGGAGGGGCACUCCUAUCUUCCAGUUUGUAGAUCCAGACAUUCAGAUGGCAGAGGACAGUCUCCAGACACUGGAAUGUCCUCCCCAUGACCCCUCAACCCCUAGCAGAGUCUUCUUGGAGGUCAUGUUAAAGGAGGGCUGCUAUCCCAUGAUGCCUCACUCCAUGUACUGUCUGCCACUUUGGCCUGGCAUAACUUUGGUACUGCUCACUAAGAUACCAAAGAGUAACCUGGCCAUGUCAAUCUACGUGUUUCUGGAGGCGUUUGCUAAGUUGGAGAAACGCCUGAGUGAAGGUCUGGAGGGGUCAGCAGCCCGCGGUCAGACCUCCAUACAAGACCUCCGCAACAAACUGGACAAGUUCAUCAGAGCUGUGGGAACCGUUGACAUACAGACGUCGGCUUUACAGAGUGUGUGGACGGAGUUCAAGAGCAGAGCGUUCAUCCGAGGAGGACAUGGCUUCAACAGGGGCCUGGUCCCCUGGUGUCGCGGUAUGAAGACUCAGCUGUGUGGGGUCUACAGGCAGUGUUUCAUGGCGGAGAACGGCGUGGGCGGAGGCGGUCCCCAGCGUCUGUCCCCCAGUCUGCAGGACAGGGCUCUCAUCAUGGUCCAGGAGAAGUUGAUUGACUGGAAAGACUUCCUGUUGGUGAAGAGUAGGAGGAACAUUACCAUGGUGUCAUACCUCGAGGAGUUUCCAGGCCUGAUCCAUUUCAUCUACAUUGACCGCACUGCUGGUCAGAUGAUCGCUCCGUCACUCAACAUCACGGACCGCGCCACCUCGGAGCUAGGGAAAGGCCCAUUGGCUCACUUCAUCAAGGGCAAGAUUUGGGGUCUAGUUAAUACAUCACGGCUUUACCUACAGAAGGGUUAUUCCACUGUCACUCUGAGAGAUGGAGACUACUUCUUCUGUUACUUUCUUUGGUUCGAAAACGAAACGGGCUACAAGUUAGAAGUAAAGGAGCUGCCAAUCCUGCCCGAUGACUCCGCCCCCAUCGGAAUGCUAGCCAUGGACUACUACAGGAAGCUGUUGCGCUACUACAGUAAGAACCACCAGGGGGAGGUGGUGAAGUGUUAUGAGCUGCUGACUGUCCAUCUGGGCGUCAUCCCUGUGGAGUACAUACUGCAGCACUGCAGUCAGCUAGCACGCAAGCUGUGGGAGCCCUCGCGCAUUCCCCUACUGUAGGAAACUACGGGCAACAUACACUUACAGACACACACUCGUACCCUCACGCGUCCGCCCAUGACCGUGUUUCACGGGGCUCCAACGUGUUAAGGCGUCAGUGCCAACAGGUGAGCGUGUGGAGACGAAAUGACACUUGUGCUAUUCUCUUACUUGUACUUUCUUGUAGUACACUCCGUAUCCCAAGAUUCGACACUCCAUAUCCCAAGAUUCGACACUCCAUAUCCCAAGAUUCGACACUCCAUAUCCCAAGAUUCGACACUCCAUAUCCCAAGAUUCGACACUCCAUAUCCCAAGAUUCGACACUCCAUGUCUCAAUAUUUCACACCUCAUAUCCCAAUUUUCGACACUUCAUAUUCCAAUUUUCUACACUCCAUAUCCAAGUGUUUUAAGAUCUCCACCUUUUGGAAGUACUCGAUCAUGGGAUUGAUUUUGAGAACUCGUCAGUACUCUUUAGGACUAGCACUUUUCUGGAGCCUGUCUCAACACGAUUGCUCAAUGAAUUUAUAAUAUCAUGUUUCUGUGUCAUUUUUUUGAAUAGAUUACUAACCUAUUUAUUAUAUUCUACUUGCUACUGAUAUGUUUACUGUUUUAAUUAAUUUCAUGGAUGUUGCAGAAGUAAUAUAAUCAGUUUAUUUUCUACAUUUUUAUAAACAUGUCUAUUACAAUUCACCAUGUGGUAAAUUCAGAGUCAGUUAUUUCCUAUUUUCUUUUCAUGAAUAAUUUCUUUGCAAGCAUUCUCUUUAAGCUUACUUGAAAUGAAAAUACCUGUUAUAGUGAUGACAUGGUAAUCCAAUGAACAUAUUGUACAAGUGCUGAAAUGCUGGCAAAUGGAUCCAUAAAUGAUUGGGGGCAUCA